AUGUCCUCCGGCUCCGGCUCCGGCUCCGGCGCCGACGCCUCCGACCGCGACGCCGCGCUCGACCGCCUCUCGGGACCGGAGCUCGUGGCGCACCUCCGCGUCACCUGCCGCAGGGCCGACUACGACGCGGCCGCGCGGGUGCUCGCCGCGCGCGACCGCAGGCUCGCCGACGCGGAGGCCAGGCUCGCCGAGGUCAGGCCGGGCCUUGCGGACGCGCUCGCGCAGCUCCAGGCCCUGCGCGAGGAGUACCUCGCGCUCAGGGCGGCGCGCUGCGGGCCGACCGGGCGCCCCUCCGGCUCCGGCGGCGCGAUCGCAGGCCCGGCGCCGCGGGGCGACAUGCGCACCGAGGUCAUCGAUUUCUGCGACAGCAGAGGCGACGACGACGACGGGGACUGGGAGGAGGGGGAGUUCCGCCCAGACGUCGCGGGGGUUUCUUGCAAGGCGAAGGGGCGCCGCGCGGGGGAUUCUUGCAAGAGGAAAGCGCCCGUGAACAUGGACUCGUCCGACGCCGACGACGAAGACGAUAGAAUCCCUCUGAGCCAGCUUAUCAAGAAGCGGCGGGGAGCUGAGCCUGUGCCUAAUGGUGAGCCCAAGAAGGGACAGCAAGAUGUGCAGGCCAAUUCCGUCGGACCUUUGGGGGAUCAUCCGCCGGAAAGGCCUCCCGUAAACAGGGGAGACCCCGAACCAAGUGCUGGGCAGAGAGCUGGUGCGUCUCCCCAGCUAAAGGUGGCAAAUUUGGCGAACAAGAAGGGGGAUAUUUGCCAACCGAGGGAGGGCGGAGGACUCUCCAGGACAAUGCCGGCUCCCCCGCCCACCGAUUCGGCUGCAAAGAACAGCCCCCGGAAAAAAUUCUCCAAGGUUGAUGGUGCUGAAGAUGGAGGGAGGAUUGGUAACAAAGGAGGUUCUGCUGCUGGUCCGCCCUUUCAGGUGAGAACUCCAAGCCAUACGGAUACGGCGAGGAGAAUUGUGGAAUCAGCGCGAGCCGGUGCUGAUACGCCCAACGUAACUACUGGUUCUGCGCCAGAUGCAACUAUCAACUUGGUUCCGGAUACUAUCAGAGAGCAGGGGAGAACAAAUGGUGGAAUGCACAAGAUGAAGGCGCCACUGGAAACUAAUGGAAUUGCGGGGAAAUCUUGUGUGGUUCCGGGAGCUAUUAGAGAACAACAGAAAUCACAAAGCCAAGUGCUCAACAUAGAUGUGUUGUCAGGAACUAAUGGCAUUGGGAAGCAAAGUGGUAAGCUCACGACCUGUCAGGAUAACGAGGUCAGUGAUAGAGGCAGACUCAGGACCUCAGAUAAGGCGGUAUCAGCCUCCUUGCAGCCGAACAACCAGCUCACAUUGCAUUCAAAGCAAAUGCCAGUAGAGAGUUCAUUGCCCACCUCCUUGCAGCAGAACAACCUGAUCACGCUGCAUUCAGAGCAAAAGCCAGUAGAAAGUUCGUUGCCUUCAGAAGUUACAAGGCACUGGAAAUCUGCUUCAGAUGUGUAUACCUCAUGUUUAGCAAAUAAUGACAUCUGUAUGCAAGCUGCCUGUGCUCUUCUCCGACAAAAGAAGUUAACGAUUCAAGGAGGACGAAGUGACUUUAGGGCGGCUGGGUUGGCAGAAUUUCUUUUGGAUGGUAACCUUCAGGGGCCACUGAAAAGAACAGCUGAGGAACUAGUGAAGCAUGAUUCUGGGGGGCAGGAUUUACUUGGGAGAGUAGCAAUGGGAUUCUCUGAGCAGCUGUUCAGUAUUUACAGGAACAAAGAGGACCCAUACUUCCGUUGAAGUGACAAAGCAGUAUCCGGGCAGCUGCAUUGGCGGGAUUUCUUUUGGAUGGUAACCUUCAGGGGCCACUGAAAAGAACAGCUGAGGAACUAGUGAAGCAUGAUUCUGGGGGGCAGGAUUCACUUGGGAGAGUAGCAAUGGGUCUCUGAGUUGUUAGUUGUUCAGUAUUUACAGGAACAAAGAGAAUCCAUUUUCCGUUGAAAGUGACAAAGCAGUAUCCGGUAAGGUUUGAAUGUCUGGACCUUAAUGGAAGGUGCUACCAUGUUUUGUUGUGAUGUACUAUGUAGCUCAUGCUGAAAUUAGACAUAAUUGCUGAGUAGAAAGAUUAGCAGUUGUUGCAUUGUGCUUAAAAAGAGCAUACUUAUAAGUGAUGCCGAUUUUAUCGUACUCUUUA
This is a messenger RNA of Panicum virgatum (switchgrass), 2161 nucleotides long. RefSeq lists its product as uncharacterized. Lineage: Eukaryota; Viridiplantae; Streptophyta; Magnoliopsida; Poales; Poaceae. Bases 1 to 1767 code for a protein of 588 amino acids. The transcript is spliced from 3 exons. The record is from RefSeq and is a predicted model, not a curated record.